This is a messenger RNA of Cuscuta campestris, 1570 nucleotides long. The record is from the annotation of a GenBank genome assembly. Lineage: Eukaryota; Viridiplantae; Streptophyta; Magnoliopsida; Solanales; Convolvulaceae.
ACAAAGUAGACAACUCAAAGGAAAGCCAAGAUAAAGAAGUAGAGCCACCCGUAAACAAGUAACAACCACAAGAGGAGGAAACGCCAAUGCCAAGGGCAUGGAGAACUUCAAAGAACCAUCCUCUUGACAAGGUGAUCGGUGACAUCAACCGAAGGGUAAGUACUCGUAGCUCUCUCAGGGACACCGUAGGAGGUCAAAGAAAAAGAUCCCGCACCGGCAAGAACGUGGUUUCUUCCUCGGCUCCUCCACCACCGGCGCACAAGUACCUCGACGGGUCGUUCCUUUGGUUCAACGACCACGCAGAGGCGACAUGGUUCUCGGAGAAAUUUGAGCACCGAGAGAUUCUCCCUCCCCGAUUCUCCACAGCCCGCUUCAUUCAUGAUUCCAUUCCACGUGAGGCACGGGUCAUCCUCGAACGUGGAAACUUCCUCGACCUCCUCUACAUCAAGAAGGUCAAUUAUCACCCCUCUCUUGUUCGAGCUUUCUACUCGAACUUGAAAAAGGAUGAGGACGGAGCAUUGAUCUCUAACGUCAACGGGGUGGACAUCUAUUUGAAUGAGAAGAACAUUCAAAUCCUCACCGGGCUUCGUCGGGAUGGACAGGAUCUCGGGCUCUACGUCGGAGAAGAAGGAGCACGGUUCAACGAGACCGCUCUCUUGGAGGAAGUGGGCAUCCGACACUUCGUACCCACUCCCCAACAGCGGCGCCCUAUGAUUGCUUCCAUGAGCCCCGUGUUUCGAUUCAUUUUUUAUGUUUUGACACGAAUUCUCAAGCCCAGGAAGUUCAAUCACACCACUCUCUCCCAGGAGGACACGAAGACAAUUCAUGCAAUGAUUCACAACGCCAAUCUCAAUUGGUGUAAAUUUGUGAUGACUCACAUGUUCACGGCCACCUCUGACAAUCAGCCGCUCCCCUACGCCCUCUUUGUCAUGGCGAUUCUUGAAGAAUAUAACAUCAAAACCGAUGUUGGGCCAAAGAUAAAGGGGACAAAGCAUUGGGAGAUUGAUGAAUCCUCUUUCCACUCGGGCACCGACGAGACUCCGUUCCGACAGCCUCGUCCAUGCCGCCAACCGAGAGCCACUGCCUCAGCCGCCACCACUUCGACCAAUCCUUCUCUCACCGAGCAAAUGGCAGUCUUAACCGCCACUCUCUCUCGAAUUGACACGAACGUCUCUAAAACGGCACACAACGUCAAUACCUUGAGUCGUGAACUUCAUGGGUAUUUUGACUUUGUCAAUUACCCGUACGCUCAAAUGGUCCCUUACGUUCCUUCACCGAAUUUCGGAGGUGAACAAAGUGGGACUCAAAACGUUGGUAGAGAUGACGAGGUGGACGAUGAGGAAGAGGAAGAAGAAGAAGAAGAAGAAGAUGAUGAUGAUAAUGAUGAUGGCGAUGAAGAUGAAGAAGAAGAAGAAGACAUUGACGAAGAACAACUUCUCAAUGAUCUUUCCCCGGAUUUCUAGAGCUCUAGCUCUACUUUCUUCUCUUCCUUAUUUUAUCAUUCUUUAAUAUGCUUUCGUUAUGUACUCCGUUAUUUCCCUUAAAUAAUUAAUAAAAAUCUUUAUGAUUU